CAUUAACGAGGUACGUAAUGCGCCGUAGAAGAAGAAGCAUCGCAUCAAAAACCUGAAGCUGAUCUCUGUAAAGUCCGUAGCAAAGCGCACCUCCGGUGGAACAGAACAGCGAACCAUGAAGAAUGAAGGCAUAGAGGGGUCGGAGCGGUUCGUUCACCCGGACAGGGGCCGAGGACUGCGGGCAUUGAGGCACUUCGCGGUGGGGGAGCUGGUCUUCGCCUGCCCAGCUUACUCGUACGUGCUGACCGAGAGCGAGCGAGGAACGCACUGCGAGCACUGUUUCACCAGAAGAGAAGACCUUUCUAAAUGUGGAAAAUGUAAGCAGGCCUACUAUUGCAACAUUGACUGCCAGAGAGGCGAUUGGCCCAUGCACAAGCUGGAGUGCGUCGCCAUGUGUGCCUAUGGGGAGAACUGGUGUCCCUCAGAGACGGUCAGACUGGUGGCCAGAAUCGUCAUGAAACAGAAAGUCACAACAGACCGCACUCCUUCAGAAAGACUACUUCUGCUCAAAGAGUUUGAAGCACAUCUCGACAAAAUGGACAGUGAGAAGGAUGAAAUGAACCAAACGGACAUUGCCGCCCUGCACCACUUUUACGCCCACCACAUCAGCAACAUCCCCGAUGACAUGGCACUCACUGAGCUCUUUGCACAAGUUAAUUGCAACGGUUUCACAAUAGAGGAUGAGGAGCUCUCACAUUUGGGAUCAGCUGUUUUUCCAGACGUAGCACUGAUGAACCACAGCUGCAGUCCAAAUGUCAUUGUGACAUACAAAGGCACAGUGGCAGAAGUAAGAGCUGUGAAGGAGAUCAGCCCUGGAGAAGAGGUCUUUAACAGUUACAUCGACUUGCUUUACCCUACAGAAGACCGCAAGGAAAGGUUAUUAGAAUCGUACUUCUUCACAUGCCAGUGUGCAGAGUGCACAACCAAGUCAAAGGAUAAAGAGAAGACGGAAAUCCGGAAGCGGAGUUCCGGAGCACCUGAGCCAGAGGAAAUCCGAGCCAUGGUCCGAUACGCCAAGAAUGUCAUCGAGGAAUUCAGGAGAGCAAAACAUUAUAAGAGCCCGAGCGAGCUGCUGGAAAUGUGUGAACUCAGUCAGGAGAAGAUGGGCACCAUAUUUGCAGAGACAAAUGUCUACAUGCUGCACAUGAUGUAUCAAGCCAUGGGCGUCUGCCUCUACAUGCAGGACUGGGACGGAGCCAUGAACUACGGGGAGAAAAUCAUACAGCCAUACAGUGUGCACUAUCCGGCUUACUCUCUGAAUGUGGCAUCCAUGUAUCUGAAGCUGGGUCGCUUGUAUUUGGGCCUGGAGAAGAAGACACAAGGAGUCAAAGCUCUGAAGAAGGCACUGGCCAUCAUGGAGGUGGCUCAUGGGAAAGAUCACCAUUAUGUUGCAGAAGUCAAACGGGAGAUUGAGGAGCAGAAAUAAAAAGCAAAGGGAAUCAAUAACCAAGGAGAGGAAAGCACACACACUGACUACAUGGCAUGGGCCUUUUUUUUUUCCAUCUUCUUUGACUUGCUUCAGAAGCGAUUUGCUGCCAUCUCUUCAAAUUUUUGCUGAAGAUGAGUACAAGCACUUUCAUCAGCCAUCUUGUCACUGGCAUACUUAAAAGGAAAAUUAUUUCCAAAGAGUUCAGUUUUUUGUGGUCUGUUGUGGGGCAUUUCUUUGACUUUAUAUCGGCAUCAUUUUUAACAAGAGGAUUUUGACUCUACCUUGCAAAAUGCCUUCCGGACAAAACAGAUGUCUUGGUUGGUGUUUCUUAUGUCUUUAAAUUCUCGUUUGUAAUUUAAUCUAAAGACUGAGCGUCCAUCAUCAGGGACUCUGUAGCAACAAAAGAAAAUUGUCAUGGGUCAGUGAGUUUUUGGUUUGUGUCUGUCAUGUUUGCUUUAGCUUUAAAAAAAAAAAAGACCUGCAUGCUUUAAUUUGUUGUUGUUGCUUGUAUGAGGCUUGUUGACCAAAAACACUACGGGCUUCAGUGAACUGUCCUGUUCUGAGUGGACAUUCAUCAAACACAUUUAGGUACAUCUGCUCAAAGCGAUGGCAGGAAACACUUCCAAAUACAUAUUUUACAAUUAAUCCCGCUUUGACGUCAAUCAAAACUGAGCUUUAUGUUUGUAAUGUCAGAAUUUCUAAUACGUUCUGGGGAAUUCCUUGAAUGAAUAUUUACAGUACCGGUAGUUGAACAAUACAGUACAGUACAAAAUGUGUGAAAUAUCUGCUAGCCUGAUGCUACCAAAACCAUCUGUUUAAGCAAGUUUGUCAAGCCCAACAAAUUGUAUUUAUUUAUUUUUCUCCUCUAAAUAUUUAAGAAGUUGAGUAUUUGACCAGAAUGUCAUUGUGUUGUAGUCAACUACUGUUUGCAAACGUUUUAACAAUUGAGUUGAAUUAUUGGCUCGUCAUGGAAUGUUGCUGCUCAAUUCUUAAACUUUGAAUGAGUUAUUUUGGAAAUCUUUUCUGAGACUGCGUUACAAAGACUAUAUCACUUCUACUGCGUUUUAAAAUGCAGGGUUCAUGUUAAAACAAGAUGAUGUCAUUUGUGGCAAACUUCAGUUUUAUGUCAGUAGUUUGAUGGAUCUUAAUCAUGCAAUGCCAGCAUGUAUCUGUAGCGUUUCCACUUUUCUUCUUUCAAUCAUGGGUCCAGCUUACCUCUCAUGAGUUGUCUCACAAUCGGUAGCAACUUCUGCACACAGAUGACAUCGGCUCUGGUCUGUAAAAUCGGGUUCAUGACAUGAUGAGCUGUGCAACUGCAUUGCAGAGUUACAUUUAAGGGCUGUCGGUGAUUCAGCAUAAUUGAGAUAAAUGCGCCUCUUUCUCAGUGAUGUCAUAAAACAAGACUAAACGUGUGGCACACGUUAAAAAAGCCCAAUCAAUGCACUGUAAAUUCUGCAUGAGCAAAAGCAUUUUGGUUGCAUUUAACAAACUGUUAGUUUGUCAGGCAUGGAUGGUUGUAGUACUUGUGGAAUGCACAUUCAAAUCUCUCUCUGUACUCUUGUCAGUGAAUUCGAAUAAAUGGCAUUAUGGUCCUCAAUUACAA
Messenger RNA from Hippocampus zosterae (dwarf seahorse), 3032 nucleotides. RefSeq names its product SET and MYND domain containing 2a (gene smyd2a). The record is from RefSeq and is a predicted model, not a curated record. Gene Ontology annotation, cellular component: nucleus. The coding region runs from base 116 to 1426 and encodes 436 amino acids. Gene Ontology annotation, molecular function: protein binding. The transcript is spliced from 12 exons. NCBI's taxonomy places the organism in Eukaryota, Metazoa, Chordata, Actinopteri, Syngnathiformes, Syngnathidae.